UUACACACACUUUUCUUUCUUUAAUCCAAAAACCACUUUCCACGCAACAUCUUCCCAUACUUCUCUCAUCUUCAUAUAAAAUCUCACUCUUCACACUCUCUUCUUCAAACCCAUCAACCAUAACAAAAUUCAAAACCCACUUCCAAAGCUAAUCAUUCUUAAAGUUCAAAUCUUGAAAUAUGGGUGUGUUCAGUGAAGACCUCAAUCCAAUUGUGAUCCGUGAAGUAUGGGCAUCCAAUAUAGAAUCUGAAUUCGAACUCAUCCGGGAGUUAAUUGAUCGCUACCCUUUUAUCUCCAUGGACACUGAGUUUCCUGGAGUGAUUUUCCGGCCGCAGGUUGACCCUACCAAACCCUACAACCACCACACGCGCCGCCCUGCCGACCACUACCGUCUUCUCAAGACCAACGUUGACGCGCUCAACCUCAUCCAGGUCGGCCUUACACUGUCUGACUCAGCCGGCAACCUCCCUGGCGAUGCCGGAAAUCGCUUCAUCUGGGAGUUUAAUUUCCGCGACUUUGACGUGGCGCGUGAUGCUUACGCGCCGGACUCCAUCGCACUUCUCCGCCGCCAGGGGAUCGACUUCGAGCGCAACACCACCAACGGUGUGGACUCAACUCGCUUCGCGGAGCUGAUGAUGUCUUCAGGACUCGUGUGCAACGACGCCGUGAGCUGGGUCACCUUCCACAGCGCUUACGAUUUCGGGUAUUUGGUUAAGAUCCUUACCCGACAGGAUUUACCGACCCGGUUGGAGGAAUUUUUAAACGUUGUGAAAGUGUUCUUUGGAGAUAACGUUUACGAUGUGAAGCACAUGAUGAGGUUCUGUGAUACACUCUACGGUGGUUUGGAUCGGGUUGCUCGGACGCUUAACGUGGACCGCGCCGUAGGGAAGUGCCACCAGGCUGGGUCAGACAGCUUACUGACCUGGCACGCGUUCCAGAAGAUUGUGGAUCUUUAUUUUGUUAAGGAUGAACACCAAAAACAUGCUGAACAUAAACUGAAGAAAACUCUGCAGCUGCUAAUGGAAAUUGUUUUUACUUGUUUCAUUGGUUUCAGCCUACUGUUGGCUAUUGCCAGAGAUAUAUUUUUGAGUUGGUGUUGCUUAGUAGAGUUAACAGAAUCCAAGGGUUCCUGCGGCUAUAUUUGUUGCAGAUGUUCGAAAAAUUAGUCACUGAUUAGUCUGGUUUCCAGUGUCAUUCUGAAGACAUUUUCUCUUUAAUUGUGUUGUUGGAUUAAAGAAGUAAAAGAUAUGCUUAAGGAAUGGUGCGAAAAGGUAUUGUUCUUCCAUUUUUUGAUGCUUAUAUUUGUUGUUCAUGACAGGGGAAAUGAAUCAUAGUUUCUAUUCAGACCAUCAUGAGUUUGUGGUCAAAUUGGUUAGGUGUAUGUAUUUUUUUGCCCUGUUUCACACCAAUACGUUGAAACUUUGUGUCCUCUCUUGUUUUCGUGUAUUUUCACAUACAAAGUUUGACAAUUUG
This is a messenger RNA of Vigna umbellata (rice bean), 1473 nucleotides long. The record is from RefSeq and is a predicted model, not a curated record. Lineage: Eukaryota; Viridiplantae; Streptophyta; Magnoliopsida; Fabales; Fabaceae.